UACUUGGUAGAUUUUAUCUAUUUUUUAUUUCAUGAAGUUGAUCAACUUGACUUCUGAGAGGCUCAAGCAAUAAAAAUAACGAUAAUAAUUCCCUAGAUAAUCUUGACAAAAACAUACUCAAUUCCGCAUUUUUUCAGAAAGAAACAUUCCCUUCUUGAAUCCUCGAGAGAAAAGAUUAACACUCGAUACCACCGAAAGCUUUUGGAAGCAAAGACAAUUUUGUAAAAACGACUCUGUCAGAACUGCUGGAUCAGGAUCGCCGAAUGAAAUAUUGCGAUUCGAAGACAAUCAAGCAGCUAAAGCUGUGAACGUAGAAGGAGACUAUAAAAAUACCAACGAAAAAACUUUGAUGGAUUACAAUGGUCCACUUAUAAUGGAAGCUCUCGAUGACACGAGUGAGCAAGAUCUUCCAAAUCACAUUCGUGUCAAGAGAAACGAACCAAUCCUUCGUCAAUCAAGCUUUGUGAAUUUGCUUGACUCGUUUCCACGAAAUUCCUGGCAUGAGAUCAAUGGUACAAGUGCAUUCAGAGAUUCAACAUUCAAAGGAUCGUUUUUGGAUCGAUUUGAUAUCCUUAAGACUCCUUAUGGAAUCAUCGUAGAUAAUGUCACCUCGCACUCGCGACAUAAGAGAGGAGUCCUGUCUAAAAAUCACAAGAAACGCGUGAAAGGAAACGUCAGACAUGCAAAGCAUCGUGUUGACAUCAAGAACCAAAGAAAAAAGCAUGGUGUAUCGAAGUUUCUCCAUCGGCCUGUUACAAAAAAGACAAAUAGUCCGAGUUCGACAAAAAGAAGCAAGAAUAUUCGAGAAAUCAGGAUGUCUAAACAAAUCGACGAAUCACGAGUAAAAUCCAGGAUAGAGAAAAGAGAAUCUGAAAAUAACAAUUUAAACACUAAUAUUCUUAAUAAAAUUAAUACUGCCGACCACGAGAAAACAAGAACCUUAAUUAAUCAGAGAGCAUCAUUAAGUAAUGAUAAAAGUCUCGAGCAACAACGAAAAGAAGAUUCCGUUAUGUUACCUCUUGUGCAUACUGGAAAAGCAGAAUUACGUGUUCGCAUAGAAAAAAUUCCCACGAAUGAAUCGUCAUUUGUCAGUUCCAAUACUUGGAUGGAUCGUUCUGCCGGGACCAGUCCUUGUUCGAUUAUAUUACCGACGAUUAAAUAUAAAAUGAACGAUGAAAUCGUCGAUAUCAAUGUCACAAAUCUUGAACUCGUCCCGAAUCUCAAUUCCAUUGGAAGAAAAGCAGCUAAUAAUUUAACAGUAAAGAUUAAUCUGAAAAAGCUAGAUCGCGGAAACAAUGCAUCUAUCGAUGAAACAAACAAUUCUGAAGAUAUACCGUUAUACAAUGCGGAAUCUCAUCUGACAUCCAAUGCGCUAAGAAUCGAGAACGACCAAGAUGCGGAAAAUGAAAAAUACGAUCGCACGAAUGAGAUAGCUGUGGGAUCUUUGGACGAGGACGCAAAGUCGCGCGCAAAGAGAAACCAGGAGAUUACAUCUAAGCGCUAUCUUCAAAAUGAUAAGAACGCGAAAGGAUCGGAACAUUUCGAAGUCGGACAGGAAACAUUGAUCGGUGAUAUGAAACGUGAGAAGAAGAGACAUAAAAGGAUCCGCGGUAAUCGUGCCGUGAGAUCGGUCGAAGAAAUUAAGGAGCUUGCUGAAAAGCUAAUCGUCAAGAUAAAUGAAUUACAAGUUUACGUGAGCAAUCAUAAUGAAACCUUGCGGACGAGGGAUUCUUGCUUCGAUAAAAACGCGGAUCGCGCGGUCGAAAAGGAGCCAAAGAUUUCUCUGAAAAAAGACGUUCUGAGGUCUACGUCCAAGAUUGCCGAAAAGCGUAUCGCGAAGCAGGCAGCCUUAGCGAGUAAAAGAGCAUCCCAAAUACGUUCUGGUGGUUCGAGGUUCGCGCGAGGAGAGUCUCGAACGAGGAGGAGAUUGCGUCGCAAAUGGGGCAGGUGGAUGGAUUGGAGCAGCUGUAGCGUCACCUGCGGCAAAGGUCGACAGAUCAGGUGGCGGCAUUGCCUGUACGAUUGCGACGCGGAAACCGAGAUGGAAGAGAAAGCAUGCCAAUUGCCAGCCUGUCCCCCAAGUAAGUUCCUCGGAAUAUUCUGAGAGACUGUUCCUUCAAACGAUCGAAGAUUGAAUAUUCUACAGAAUACCAACGACUUA
Molecule: messenger RNA, 2161 nt
Organism: Pogonomyrmex barbatus (red harvester ant)
Lineage: Eukaryota; Metazoa; Arthropoda; Insecta; Hymenoptera; Formicidae
Source: RefSeq, a predicted model, not a curated record